AUGGAAACUGUAGUUUCCUUUGCUGUGACGAAGCUGACUGAUCUCUUAGCACAAGAAGUUGGGCUUCCCCAAGGAGUAGAUGAUGAACUGAGGUCCUUCCUUGAUCUGCUCUACAACAAAGAUGAUGAUGAACGUGCUAAGCUUUGGGUGAACCAGGUACGAGAUCUUGCUCAUGACGCUAAGGACAUAAUCGAUGAUUACAUCUUCAGAAUGCAUCAACAGACAUCCACCAGCAGUUACCUCUCUUUCUUAAGAACAUUUGUUGUUCUCCCUUCCAAACUUGCAAUCCUCCAUGACUUUGCCAAUAAUAUUGGCAAAGUCAAGGGGAGAGCUCAGGAGAUCUAUGCUAAUCGAAUUUAUACGUUUGCCAAUCAAAGCAUCGGAGCUGGCACUUCUUCAGACCCAUUGACCAGUACUGAAGCAAGAUUACCAUUGAUGAGCAGGAGACAAAGUGCAGUUGUGGAGGAGGUGGACGUUCUCGGCUUUCAUGAACAUUUCCGGGCAUUGGUAAGAAUGCUGAUGGGGGAUGAUGGGCAUCAGAGGCGUGCUGUCGUAUCGAUCACUGGCAUGGGAGGCCUAGGCAAGACCACUCUCGCCAAGAAGAUCUUCUCUGAUCCUGACAUCAGGAGGCACUUUACAUAUCAAGCAUGGAUCUGGGUCUCACAAGAUUAUCGAGCUCGAGAAGGGGCUGUUAAUAGUUUCUUGCAAAGAAAGAAGUACUUGGUGAUCUUAGAUGAUAUAUGGAGCAAAGGAGCUUGGGAUAGCAUCAAAGAAGUGCUACCAGAUAUGAUGAAUCGAAGUCGAGUGUUGUUAACCACUCGCAACCAGGAUGUGGCAUUGUAUGCAGAUAGGCAGAGCCCUCCCUACGAUCUCAAGUUCUUGGGAGAAGAAGAUAGCUGGGAGUUGUUCUGCAAGAAGGCAAUUCCAACAAAGUGGAGCAAGGAUUGCCCACCACAAUUGGAAUCUAUAGGAAGAGAGAUGGUGGCAAAAUGUUGUGGCUUGCCGCUUGCCAUCAUUGUAUUGGGUCGCCUAGUGUUAACCAAACGUCAAUCAGUGGAGGAAUGGAGGAAGUUGCUAAAAAGCGCAAAUUGGCACCUAAGGCAGGGUGAAGAGCAGAUACCAGAAAUACUAGCUCUCAGCUACCAUCAUCUGCCUUAUUACAUCAAGCCAUUCUUUCUCUACUUUAAGGGGUUUAUCCAACCUAGGGACCAAGAAACAAUGGAGGACGUUGCGGAGGAUUACCUCGAGGAAUUGGUGAAUUGGGGUUUGAUUCAAGUGGUGGUGAGACAUCACCAUGGAGGCAUCAAGAUUUGUCAAAUUCAUGAGCUUCUUCAUGACCUCUCAAUCUCCCUUGGCCAAGGUAUGAACUUCAUUCAUAUUCCUAACAAUGACAAUCAGCGGAAAAUUUUACAUAAACCUCGUAGACUUGUUCUCCAUCAUGAUGACAAGAAUGCUAGUUGCAUUGCUCGAUUGAAGUCUAGCAACUUUACUUCACGUUUGCGCACUAUAACUGUCAUGGACAUGGAGAAGAGGACCUCUAAAAUGGAGAAAUUCUUCCAUAACAUGAAGUUGCUAAGAGUCAUAAAUCUCCAGGCUACAGGAAUCAAGUCAUUGCCUGAUGACAUAGGAAAGUUAAUUCAUUUAAGGUACUUGGGUUUGCGUUAUAUAGAUCUAAGAGCGCUGCCAUCCUCCAUUGGCAGACUCACUAAUUUGCAAACUCUUGACAUAAAAAAUUCUAUCCAUAUUAGUGAGCUACCAAGUCAAAAAGCCACUGUCAGCUGUAGAGAAAUUAUUCAGAAUAAGUUUCCUGCCCAGCAUCUCAUUGGUACAGAAAGAAAAAUCACCAACGUGGGCCACAGUUCUAGUAACAAUGGAAUGCAUGGGGACUUCGGGAUUAGACGAGACAGGAGGAUAUUGGGAAGGUUCAUAUGGGUUGUUUUCAAUGCGAUUGGUGGGUGGAGGGCCGCCCACUGCCAACGACACAGGAGCCGCCACGUAAGCGGUGUAAGACGGUGCCUCGGCGCUCAGUGUCUUCUAUCUCCAGACCGGCUGCAGAUUGCGAGGUCAUGUGAGCAGCAUGAACAGCGCCACCACCACACCCCCGAGCUCGGCCACGCUGGCGAGAAACUAGAAGCCACGGCCGAACUCCGAUUUCGGGUUAUCUUCAGCACCAGGGACAAAAAUAGGAUCAACAGAGUCCAUGCAUUGAUCAGCGUCAUGCGAGACCUGGGAGCUGGUCCAUGGUUGCAGAAUGGUUUACAAAAGAUGACAAAUCUUAGUAAACUAGGCGUUCAUGAUGUCACUUCCACUUAUAAGCAAGCAUUUUUAGAUUGCCUUGGCAAACUAGACGAUCUCACUAAAUUGGCAUGGAAAACAGCGGAGGAUAGUACGAUACCUAGCUCAAUAUUCUCCGCUGGUCAACACAACAAUAAUCUCCAAGUUAUUUAUUUGCGAGGCCCAUUGGAGGGGCUGCCAAAUGAUAAUUGCAUGCCUACAAACCUCACCAAAUUGACCUUGGAAUCAACCAGGCUUCAAGAAGAUCCCCUACUGAUGUUAGGGAAACUGGGUAACCUUCAGGUUCUUAGGUUAAGAUACGAUGCUUUUGUUGGGAGGGAGAUGGUUUGUUCGGAGAAAGGAUUCCCCCAGUUGAAAGUGUUAGAAUUGAAUUCCUUGUUGGAAUUGAAGCUGUGGAGGAUUGAGGACGAAUCCAUGCCAAGCUUAGAGAAUUGGAAAUAG
Molecule: messenger RNA, 2736 nt
Organism: Dioscorea cayenensis subsp. rotundata (Guinea yam)
Lineage: Eukaryota; Viridiplantae; Streptophyta; Magnoliopsida; Dioscoreales; Dioscoreaceae
Product: putative disease resistance RPP13-like protein 3
Exons: 8
Coding region: 1-2736 (911 amino acids)
Biological process (GO): defense response to other organism
Molecular function (GO): ADP binding
Source: RefSeq, a predicted model, not a curated record